Molecule: messenger RNA, 2616 nt
Organism: Rhincodon typus (whale shark)
Lineage: Eukaryota; Metazoa; Chordata; Chondrichthyes; Orectolobiformes; Rhincodontidae
Gene: mgat5b
Product: alpha-1,6-mannosylglycoprotein 6-beta-N-acetylglucosaminyltransferase B
Exons: 18
Biological process (GO): protein N-linked glycosylation
Cellular component (GO): Golgi apparatus
Molecular function (GO): alpha-1,6-mannosylglycoprotein 6-beta-N-acetylglucosaminyltransferase activity
Source: RefSeq, a predicted model, not a curated record
AUGUUUUUGCUUUCAAAAAAUUCUACAAAUUCAGAUGGUAAAAUAAUGGUGAGAAGGUUUCUUGUAACCUUAAGGCCUUUCAGGUUAUUUGUGGCUGGAAUUGGAUUCUUCACCCUCUGUUUUAUAAUGACCUCCUUUGGUGGACAGUUUACAGGCAAGAGAGUGGGAGACUCACCUUUUGGCAUUAGACAAUUAGGUAUCAAAUCUGAAGGAAUUGGUUUGGAGUCACGUGUGCUGAGGAAAAUGACAGAUAUGCUGGAAGUAAUAGUGAAGCGGAUGGAGCCACUGGCAAAACUGGAAAAUGUGAGUGACUUCAGAAAAUUAGAGGAACUCAGCUCUGCUUUAAAUCGUUUUCAGCCGGCUGGACUGAUCGACAAGAUUCAAGCAAUUGCACAAAAUGUUUCACAUUUAACAAGUAGAGUUGAGCAGCUUCUACAAACAAGCCUUACCACAAGAAGAGAAGUUUCUUUCUAUGAGAAAGCCAGAGGAAAGGACAGCAGCCAAUGUGAGAUUCCCAAAGAUCCGAAUUUUCCUGACUGCCUUGGGAAGAUUGAGUGGAUGAGAGCCAGGUGGACCUCAGACCCGUGUUAUGCUUAUUAUGGUGUUGACGGCACGGACUGCUCUUUUCUGUUGUAUCUUAGUGAAAAAGAGUGGUUCUGUCCCCCGUUACCAUGGAAGAAUCGUACUGCUUUCCUCCCCAGGACUGAAACAAAAGUGCAGGUUGUCUUCAUAAAUCAUUUUGGAGUGGAAGAGUCAGUCCUGAUUAGCUGAAUGUCUGAACAAACAAGUACUGGAGGGAAGGCCUGUUCCUUUCAGUUAGGCCAACUUUAUAGCAGAUACAACUCUCUCAUUGCUGUCACUCCUCAUUUGAUUGGUUAUGCACAAGCUCUUUUGAUCUUCAUGUUCAAGCAGGCAUUCUACCGAAUGGACUUCACACAACUUCUCGAACUCAUGGGCAGUGGAAAGGAAUCAUUAAUAUUUAUGAAAAAGAGAAUCCGGAGAUUGUCAUCACAAUGGAUUUCGGCAGUUCAGAGCCUCAAAGAGAAACUUGAGAUGAGAGAGAGGCAACGGAAGAAGAUCUUGGUUCACCUGGGUUUCUUGACAGAGGAAGCAGGCGAUGUUUUCAGCCCUGUGGUAUCGAAAGGUGGCCCACUGGGCGAGUUGGUUCAAUGGGCUGAUAUCUUAACUACUCUGUAUGUGUUGGGCCACAGUUUGAAGAUUUCCGCUACUUUAAGGGAGCUACAAAGUUUCCUAGGUGUACCUCCUGGGAGGGGAAGUUGUCCUCUGACUGCACCAUUGUCUUUUGACCUAAUAUACACGGAUUAUCACGGACUUCAACAAAUGAAACAAAACAUGGGCCUUUCUUUCAAAAAGUACAAGUGUCGGAUUCGGGUGAUUGACACAUUUGGCACAGAGCCAGCCUACAACUUUGAUGAUUAUGCAAAUCUCCAUGGCUACCGAACAAACUGGGGUCACUGGAAUCUCAACCCAAAACAGUACAUGACUAUGUUUCCACAUAGUCCUGACAACUCAUUUAUGGGUUUUGUUGCCGAGAAACUGAACAAUACUGAGAAAGAGGCUAUUCAAUCAAGCAAGGUCAACAAUAUGGCAGUUGUGUAUGGAAAGGAUGCUAAUAUGUGGAAGGGAAAGGCGAAGUAUCUUGAAGUUAUUAACAAAUACAUGGAAAUCCAUGGAACUGUUUACUAUGAGACACAUUGGCCACCAGAGAUGCCUAUGUUUGUCAAAAACCAUGGCCUAUUACCUCAACAUGAGCUACAAAGACUACUAAGGAAAGCAAAGCUCUUCAUUGGAUUGGGGUUCCCAUAUGAAGGACCUGCCCCUCUGGAAGCCAUUGCUAACGGAUGUAUUUUCCUUCAACCCCGAUUCAACCCACCUCACAACUCAAAAAACAAUGAGUUCUUCAGAGGGAAACCCACAUCAAGAGAGGUUUCCUCACAGCAUCCAUACACUGAGUAUUUCAUUGGGAAACCACAUGUAUGGACAGUAGAUUUCAAUAACACAGAGGAACUGGCAUCGGCUGUAAGGACAAUUUUAGCAACCAAGGUUGAACCUUAUCUUCCAUAUGAAUUUACUUGUGAAGGGAUGCUGGAGCGUGUCCAUGCUUACAUCCAGUACCAGGAUCUGUGCGACACAGUAUUUCUGUCGUGGCCUCAGAAUCUUGCACGGCAUUUCUCACCCUCACCUAAUGCCACAAAUCAAAUCACAUUUCCUCAAAAUGUCAUUGGACUUUACUGGUCUCCAAAUGCCACCAAGGUGCUCACCUGGCCUCCUGUAAGCUCAAUGCGAUUCCAAGUAUCAGCAACAGCACAAUCUUGUACAAAUGCUUGUCAAGAGCAUGGACUCAUCUGUGAACCAAAAUUCUUCCAGUUUGUCAACAAUAAGGCCAUCUUUGAAAAGUUCAAUUUUGUCUGUGACAGCAUCGAGUCUGAGGCUAACCAUCUCUAUCCCGCCUUUGAGGAAAUCGCUCAGGACUGUUACCUUCAGAAGCAGAUCCUGCUGUUCAGUUGUGCAGGCCAUCAUCCAAAAUAUAGACGGCUCUGUCCCUGCAGAGACUUUCGCAAGGAACAAGUGGCACUCUGUAAAGGAUGUUUGUGA